Molecule: messenger RNA, 1524 nt
Organism: Eucalyptus grandis
Lineage: Eukaryota; Viridiplantae; Streptophyta; Magnoliopsida; Myrtales; Myrtaceae
Product: cytokinin dehydrogenase 3
Exons: 5
Coding region: 1-1524 (507 amino acids)
Biological process (GO): cytokinin metabolic process
Molecular function (GO): FAD binding; cytokinin dehydrogenase activity
Source: RefSeq, a predicted model, not a curated record
AUGGCACAAAACCAUCCACUGGCCUCACCUUCGACCAAUUCACUACACCGCAAGCUCCUUUCUCUCCCCAUCGCUGACAAGCUCCACUUCGACCCCGAAUCCAUCAGCGCAGCCUCCGUCGACUACGGGUUUAUUGUCCAAGAAAUACCUGCAGCCGUCCUCCGCCCAUCUUGCCUCGAGGACAUCACGAUUUUAGUGGCAUUCAGGUACAAUGAAUCCUCUAUUCCAUUCACUAUCUCAGCUAGAGGACGCGGCCACUCUGUUCGGGGACAGGCUAUGGCUCGAGAUGGGGUCGUGGUGGACAUGACCUCUCUCGGUAACAAGGGGCAUGGGACCACCGUGUCAUACAGCCAGUCGCUCGGCCACUACGCUGAUGUCGGCGGCCACCAAAUUUGGUUCAACGUGUUGGAGCACACGCUGAAACACGGUCUUGCGCCGGUUACGUUGACGGAUUACCAGUAUGCAACUGUGGGCGGUACGCUCUCUAAUGCUGGCAUUGGCGGGGAAGCGUUUCGAAAUGGUCCUCAGAUCACCAAUGUCCAUGAAAUGGACGUUAUUACUGGUACUGGGGACUUUUUGACUUGCUCCCCCCACAAAAAUCCGGACUUAUUUUACUCGGUCCUUGGUGGUCUUGGCCAAUUUGGUAUAAUAACCAGAGCAAGGAUUGCACUGCGUCCAGCUCCAAAGAGAGCAAAGUGGGUGAGAAUGCUAUACAGCGAUUUCUCAGCUUUUACAACGGACCAUGAACGUUUGAUAUCGCGCCAUCAAAGGGACCAAGAUGAAGCAUUGGACUUUGUAGAAGGUUGCCUUCUCAUGCACCGAAAUAUGGACAGUUGGAUAUCUUCCUUCCCUCUCUCGGACCACCCGCGGCUGAUGUCCCUCCUGACCGAACACAAGCUCCUCUACUGUAUUAAAGCAGCCAAGUACUACGAUGAACAGACCGAGAGUACAGUAGAAAAGGACCUGGAGAUCAUAUUGAAAGAUUUGAACCAUGUCCCCGAGUUCAAGUUUGAGAAAGAUGUCGCCUUCAUAGAUUUCUUGAAUAGAAUGCGAGUUGCAGAGCUGCAGCUCCGAGAACAAGGGCUUUGGAACAUUCCUCAUCCGUGGCUCAACCUAUUUGUGCCCAAAUCUCACAUGGCCGAUAUCAACACAGGCAUCUUCAAGGACAUUGCUCUCAAAAAUAACAUAACAACCGGAUAUGUCCUCAUUUACCCUAUGAACAAGAACAAAUGGGAUGAUAGAAUGUCUGCUGUCACGCCAGAUGAAGAUAUCUUUUAUACGGUCGAAUUCUUUCACGCAAGUGGGUUUGGAGACUGGCAAGAGUGUGAGCUUCAAAACAAGGAGAUGCUCUCUUUUCUUAAAGAUAAUGGUAUAAAGUUCAAGCGAUACCUUCCAAAUUAUAGAACUGAAAGAGAGUGGAUGGAACAUUUUGGUCCCAAAUGGAGGACUUUUCAAGAGAGCAAAGCUAAGUUCGAUCCAAAACUGUUGCUGUCACCUGGGCAAAGGAUCUUCAACCACUACUAA